AUGAGCAGUCACAAAGACAACUACUACUAUCAUCGUAAGAGAAGGAAUAUUAAUGCAAGAUCUCAUAUUCAUUCCUAUAGCAGAAAUCUAAGACAUAGUAAUGAAGAUAGAAAAGAUCGAUAUAACAGAGAGCAUCGGGCUCGAGGCAAAACUCGUAAUAGUCGACGCACAAGCUCCUCACGUCGAACUAGUUACUAUGAUCGUGGAAGAAAUAUUUGGAGAACGACUAAUAACCAAGAAACACAUGGAAUUAAAAGACAUAGGAGCAGCGAUACCGAAAAUAGAGAUCGCCAGAAGAGAAGAAAUAAUAAUGCGGGAUACUCUCAUGAUACCUAUAGCGGAAGUCUGAAACACGAUAGAAAAGAUCGGAAUAGUAGAGAUAGUUGGACUCGAGGCAAAACUCGUAAUAGUCGACGCAUAAGCUCCUCACGUCGAACUAGUUACUAUGAUCGUGGAAGAAAUAUUUGGAGAACGACUAAUAACCAAGAAACACAUGGAAUUAAAAGACAUAGGAGCAGCGAUACCGAAAAUAGAGAUCGCCAGAAGAGAAGAAAUAAUAAUGCGGGAUACUCUCAUGACACCUAUAGCGGAAGUUUAAAACACGAUAGAAAAGAUCGGUACAGUAGAGAUAAUUGGACUCGAGGCAAAACUCAUAAUAGUCGACGCAUAAGCUCUUCACGUCGAACUAGUUACUAUGAUCGUGGAAGAAAUAUUUGGAGAACAACUAAUAACCAAGAAACACAUGGAAUUAAAAGACAUAGAAGCAGCGAUGCCGAAAAAAGAGGUCGUCAUAAGAGAAGAAAUAAUAAUGCGAGACUCUCUCAUGAUGAUACCUAUAACAUUGAUAAAGAAAAGUCUCAUGCAAACCUUCAACCUGAUCUUUUCCUGCCUCAACCCCAAUUUACACGAAAUCGAUUCAUGCUAUCGCCAAAUGACCCUGCGACGACUCCUGUUACUUCUCAAGUAGAUAAUUUUCUUGCAGAUAUGAGGAAAAUGCAUGAAGCAUCAUCCGUUCAAGUAGAGCCUUUAAAUAAUACGAUCUCGGAAUUGUAUGAGAUAUUGGAAAAAGUAGGAGAAGGUGUUUAUGGCAUCGUGUUCAAAGCGAGGAGUCGAAAAACUGGCCAAAUUGUGGCAUUGAAGAAAAUUAAAAUGGAGAGCGAAGAAGAAUUGCCAUUAUCUUUACGUGAAAUCAUGUUGCUCCGAGCUUUACAAAAUGAUCACAUUGUAAACUUAUUGGAGGCUAUCAUUACGAGAGACGAUGUGUAUCUCGUAUUUGAAUAUAUGGAACAUGAUCUAAAAGGAGUUCUAUAUAAUCCGCAACUCCAAUUAGAUGUGCAACAUAUAAAAUGUUUAAUGUUGCAACUUUUAGAAGGUCUGGCGGUUGUUCAUGAGCAUGGAAUAUUACAUAGAGAUAUCAAAUGUAAUAAUAUCUUGCUGAACAAUCGUGGUGAACUCAAAUUGGGCGAUUUUGGACUGGCUCGGAGAUACAAUCGUAAACGCCAGUUAGAUUAUACAAGUCACGUAGUUCCUUUAUGCUACCGAGCACCUGAACUUAUUUUGGGUGCCACAAAAUAUGGACCGGGGAUAGAUGUAUGGAGCGUGGGGUGUCUCUUGGUAGAAUUACUUGCUCGGAAGCCACUCUUUCAAGGAAAGAAUGAAUGGGAACAGCUGAAUAUUAUUUUUCAGUUGUUAGGUUCACCAUCUCUUGAAGAAUGGCCUGAUGUCAUAAAACUUCCCCAGUAUUAUAUAAUGGCACCGGAGAUGCGUCAAAUGUCAAGAUUUCGAGAAGAAUAUAAAGAAUUGUUGACACCGGCCACAAUGGAGUUGGCGGAGGCCUUGUUGACCUUGAAUCCUGAAAGACGCCCUUCUGCUCGAGAUGCUUUGGAUUUCAACUUCUUCAAAGAAGAACCAAUGGCCUGCUUACCCGAAGAGUAA
Molecule: messenger RNA, 1935 nt
Organism: Ambispora leptoticha
Lineage: Eukaryota; Fungi; Glomeromycota; Glomeromycetes; Archaeosporales; Ambisporaceae
Source: the annotation of a GenBank genome assembly